UUGCUUCCCUUUCUAUCCUCCAACCUGCUUCCAUUGGACUCUCUGCUCUCUCUCUCUCUCUCUCUUAGUUGGAUAGGAAAAUCACACAGUAGACACAUUCAUAUACGUACGUAUAGAGAUAGAGACACGACUGUACAUCACCGCUGUGAUCGUACGACCAUCUUCACACCGCCCAUACUACGCCAGCGAUCGUUCAUUUUCGCCACCCAUCGUAUUCUCCUCUUCUUAUAUCACUCGGAAAAGAGCCAACCCUUCAAACCAAAAGAAGCUACCGGUGAUACCGAGUAGUGGUUGAUUGGUGUAAUGGCAACGAGCACAAUUAGAAAGGCAAUCGGAGCGGUAAAAGACCAAACAAGCAUAAGCCUAGCCAAAGUAGCCGGCAACGUAGCCCCAGACCUCGAAGUCUUGAUUGUGAAGGCCACAACACACGAUGACGAACCCGCGGAUGAUAAGUACAUUAGGGAGAUUCUAACUUUGACAUCUUGUUCAAGGGGUUAUGUGAAUGCCUGUGUUUUUGCGAUCUCGAAAAGAUUGGGCAAAACCCGUGAUUGGAUUGUGGCUCUAAAGGCGUUGAUGCUUGUACAUAGGUUGUUGGUUGAUGGGGAUCCUGUGUUGGGGUUGGAAAUUAUGUAUGCGAGUCGGAGGGGGACGAGGGUUUUAAAUAUGUCAGGUUUCCGCGAUGAGGCUCACUCGAAUUCAUGGGAUCAUUCUGCUUUUGUGAGGGCUUUUGCAUUUUAUCUCGAUCAAAAGCUUGAGUUUUUGGUAUAUGAAAAGAAACUCAGUGAUGUUGAGGAUAAAAGUAGACGCGAGGAUGGGUAUGGAUACGGAGAGCAUAGGGAUGAACCCAAUUAUGGGAUGAAUGGAAAAUCAAGGUUUUAUGAUGAUUUGGGUGAAUCUGUGGGGAGAGAACAGAGAAAUGGGGUGACACUGAUUACGGAAUUGAGGCCUCAGAAGGUAUUGGAGAGAUUGCAUCAGCUGCUUAGGCUUCUUGAUCAUUUCUUGUCUUGUAAGCCGACGGGAGCAGCAAAGAAUAGUCGGAUGGUGCUGGUUGCACUAUAUUCAAUUGUGAAGGAGAGUUUUAGGCUUUAUGUUGAUAUAUGUGAGGCUUUAAGGGUUUUGUUGGAUCGAUUUUCAGAGAUGGAAUAUGAGGAUUGUGUUAAGGGUUUUGAUGAGUAUGUUCGUGCAGCGAAGAUGAUUGAUGAGCUUGUGGGGUUUUAUGGUUGGUGUAAGGAUAUAGGGAUCGCAAGGUCAUCAGAGUAUCCGGAAGUGCAUAGGAUUACUGAUAAGCUUUUGGGGACGAUUGAGGGGUUUUUGAGGGAAAGGGCCAAUAGGCUGAAGAGCCCUGAGAAAAGAAGGGAAGAGAGUUCCUCAGUAGUUAAAGAGGAGGCAGCUUUGGAUAUGAAUGAAAUAAAGGCACUACCUCCACCUGAGAAUUACAAUCCUCCACCUCCACCUCCACUUGAGCCCCAACCGAAGCGCCAGACUCAGCAGGUCACUGAAGACUUGGUGAAUUUGAAGGAUGAUGCGCUGUCAGCUGAUGAGCAGGGCAACAAAUUCGCAUUGGCCUUAUUUUCUGGACCGUCUGCCGUCAAUACAAAUGGCUCGUGGGAAGUGUUUCCAUCAAAUGGAGAACCUGAACUGACUUCAGCGUGGCAGACACCAGCUGCAGAGAGUGGUAAAGCUGAUUGGGAAUUGACCUUGGUGGAGUCAGCCAGUAAUCUAUCCAAGCAAAAGGCUGAUUUGGGCGGUGGAUUUGAUCCAUUAUUGUUGAAUGGCAUGUAUGAUCAGGGGGCAGUGAGGCAGCAUGUGAGUAAUACUCAGUUCAGCGGUGGGAGUGCAAGUAGCGUGGCAUUGCCAGGGAUGGGCAAGAGUGCAACACCAGUGCUGGCAUUGCCUGCCCCGGAUGGGACAGUUCAAACAGUGGGGCAACAAGAUCCAUUUGCAGCAUCGCUCUUAGUGCCACCUCCUUCAUAUGUGCAAAUAGCGGAGAUGGAGAAGAAACAGACUUUGCUUGUGCAGGAACAACAGCUAUGGCAGCAGUAUGGAAGCAAUGGGAUGCAAGGCCAAGUGGCUUUGGCUAAGAUUGCUGGUGGUGCUGGUUACUAUGGCACUGCUCCACCACCUAUGAUGCCUUACGGCAUGCCACAGAUUAAUGGUAUGGGAAUGGGACAGCCAGGAGGGUACUACUACACACCUUACUGAAUUUGCUCUAUGGAUAAAUGAUGCCUAUGCCAUAAUUCACUUCAUUAAUACCCCCACCCCAAAAGUACUCUUUUUGGUCUCUCUCUAAUCUACUGUUUAUUGUGAUGUUUUUUUUACUGCUUACUGUUUUGCAUAAGAAGUGAGAGAUACUGGAGAUCACAAUACAGAUGAGAGGUGUUUGCUGCAAACUUGUUUUCUUAUACAACUCAAAUAAGUACGGAAUCAUAUUAGGUA
Messenger RNA from Ilex paraguariensis (yerba mate), 2436 nucleotides. The record is from the annotation of a GenBank genome assembly. Lineage: Eukaryota; Viridiplantae; Streptophyta; Magnoliopsida; Aquifoliales; Aquifoliaceae.